This is a messenger RNA of Linum trigynum, 2035 nucleotides long. NCBI's taxonomy places the organism in Eukaryota, Viridiplantae, Streptophyta, Magnoliopsida, Malpighiales, Linaceae. The record is from the annotation of a GenBank genome assembly.
AGAAUACCCAAAACGUAGCUUUCCUAAUUCAUAACCUCACUUGGGAAAGCAACACCUCUUCAACAGAUUGAAGACAAUGAAAACUAAAAACAAAGAAAGGAAAAGAAAUGAAGGAGAAAACUACAGGACCCAACAAAAUUCAAAGCAGUGUGUGAAAUCAAAUGGCAUGCUCUCAAGCUAAUCAAUUCUCCACCAACAAAACACAGCCACAGGUGCUAAAUUCUCCACCAAAAGAAGAAGAAAAAUCGAAAACAGAGUAUUCAUUCUUAAAAUAUUGAAGCAUGGGGGACUGCUGUGAAGGAAAGGGAAGAAAGAAGUAUUAAGGGUCAUUGAGUACAGACCCAUUACUUCUUCUCCCCACUACUUUCAGGAAAAAAAAUUCCUCCACCACUACUACCAACAACAACAACAACCCCAUCACUCUCUUCUUCUAACUCACACCUCCACUAUAAAUAUUUGAACUUCUCUGUUCUUGUCUCUCCCUCCCCCAUCUCAAUCUCCAAACGCAGAACAAAAUCCAUUCAGGUGAGUGAGUUGUUACAGAAGAGAGAACAACAUGGCUCCUAGGUUGAAGCUGGUGGAUUCAUCUCUGAGACUCACAGCAAUUCCCCUGAGUGUUGCAACACUCUGCCUCACUGUCACAAACCACCAGGACAACACCGAUUUAGGCCCUGUUGCCUACAAAAACAUCCAAGGCCUCGAUUACAUGGCUUGGAUCAGUGGGAUAUGUGCUGCUUAUGCACUGUUUGCUGCUCUGACCAUUUGGUUCAUCAAAUGCUCUGCCUCCAAACCCUGGCUCUUCUUCCUCUUUGACCAGAUGAUAACGUAUCUAAUGGUGACAUCCGGAGCUGGAGUGUCGGAGAUAGUGUACUUGGCUUACUACGGCGACCGGACGGUGUCGUGGAGUGAAGCCUGCCGCUCCUAUCCCAGCUUCUGCAGCAGAAUGAAGCUUGCUGUGAUUCUCCAUGCUUUGGCUCUCUUCUGCUUCAUUGCUUUCACUGUCAUCUCUGCUUACAGAGCCUUCAGCUUGUUUGAACCUCCUUCCCUUGCUUCUUCCAAGGAAGUUGAAGAAGCAGAUAACACAACUGCCAGAGCUGCUGCUGCCUGAUUUUAACUUUUUACUGUAAGAUAGAAUUGUUGUGCGGGUGUGAUCUUGUUCUUGUUGAAGUACAGGGAUUUAGAAAGUUGCAAACUUUUCCCCCCCUUCGUUUUACUGAUCUUCUGCAGCUCCUAAAUGCUAAACUGUUCUCACUUUGAGAAAUUUGUACUUUUGCUGGUCUGUGUGUUCAUACUUGUUACCUGCCAUUGAUGAGCUAUUUAGCAGGUAGCAGCUCUCUGUUACUGUUACAGAAAACCAUGGUUGUGAAAAGUAAGGAAAGGAAGUCCUCAUUAAUACAUGUUACCAGCCUACCUAACUCAACCAUUCAACUGCCAACCAGAAAGAAGGAAUUAAUUGAAGUAUGGAUGUAAUGUUAAUGUGAAUGUAUGAUGUUGCUUCUCAGCCACAAGCCCACAAGAGCAGCUCUGUCCCAUCCCAUCCUACUGGAAAGUGGGAAGCAGGCAGAAUUCUCAAUCAUCUUUGCCAGAAAAUGAAUGAUAUGCCUAUACACCAAUCUCUCAACUAAGCAGAAUUCUCAUUUUGCUACAUCCAGAUACUAUGGUGACCGUUUUGUUGCCUUGGGUGACAAUUUUGGUCAAUUACUUGCACCUAAAACUAAUUGGCUUAUCGCCUAGCGUUUUGUGGUGGGUCGUAUGACGAUUUGAAUGGAGAACGGGAUGAACGAUUGGUGCAAAACUCGUCGACAUUAUAUAGCUAAUCAUAGACAUGUCUGUAAUGUAGUAAAUCCAUAAUGCAUGCUUUGUAUAUCUAACUAAUCAUAUUUCAUGUCACUUCUAUAGUAUGUCUUUUGUUGUCCAACUCUCCAAUCUAAAAUCUAGAAAUCCUAACAUAAGCAAUGGCGUGCAAAUGAAAGAAUAACUAAAAAAUUAGUAAUUUACAUCAUUACAUUCGUAAAAAUAUAUGGUUAUCAUUAUC